UUGGUGGUUGGACCGGCCCGGCGGCGGUCGUUGGCGGCGCUGUGACGCACCACGUGUGACUCAGAGCGGCGGCCGGCGGCGCGUGGCGACCCGGUCCCUAAUGAGCCGCAUCCGAACCGGCCGGCCGAGCGCCAUAUCAGAGCGGCCCCGACCGACGGCGGCACACACCGGUCACGGCCGCGGCAUCGACGGGACGGGCACCUCCGGCAGGACUGCAGGCAGCGCCCAGCGGACUACUGAUAGGACAGGCAGCGGACCUCCGGCGGGACAGGCAGCGGACCUCCGGCGGGACAGACAGGACAGCGAGUCCGGCGGGACAGACAGGACAGCGAACUUCCAGUGACACAGUUCUACAGAGGACACCGAGCAUGGCGUCGAGAUCGAGCGUGCUGCCGCUGCUUCUGGCGGUGCUAGCCGGCGCUGUCGCCGUCUCAGCACACCGUUAUGGCGCCGGAAAAUGCGCCAACGUCACACCCAUGGACGACUUCGAUGCUAGUCGGAUGGUAGGCCUGUGGUACGUCCACCGCGCCUUCUCCACUUCCUCCACGUGCCUGACGUUCAACUACACGCUCACAACCACCGGCCUGGAGGUGGUGGAGACCAAGGAGCUGCGAGCCCUGGACGCCGUCGGCCUCGACCACAAGUACAGUUCGGUGGGCACACUGAAGGACAAUGGCCUGCCCGGCGCCUACCAGGCCUCCUUCUCCACCAACCCCUUGAAGUCCAAGUACGUCAUCAUCUCUACGGACUACGACAACUACGCGGGAGUGUUCCACUGCCAGCACUGGGCCAAGCUCGUCCACAGACGUAACGUCUACGUACUCUCGCGGACACGCGACAUCGAAGAAAUCUACAUUGAGAAGAUCCGCCGCCGUAUGCUGGUGUUUGACCUGGAGCCGGAGCAGCUGGAGAGCGUGUCACACGAGGCCUGCACCGACCGGGCCGACAGCGACUUUGACGUCCGGCUGGACGGAUCGCUGUUCGACCUCCGGGACAAGGAGUGACUCAGGAUCGAGCGCAGCCAAUGAAGGGCAUGAAGCAGAGAAGGGACCUCGAGCUGAUUCUCUCAUAAAGCGAGGCACGGUUCGCCACUACUUAGCUGACGGUAGUUGUGCACACUCAGGACGUUGUUAAUCAAUUAUUGACCGGACGAGGAUUAAGUCCGUGUUACAGUUUACAGAGGAUGCCUAUCUCAUGUCAAUGUUAGCUGCACAGCUGUACUGGCGGUGCUCAAUAGAAGAUUAUGGUCGAUACAUACCAAUGCAGCUUUGUGUGUCCCAAGAGAAGUAUCACCGUUUCACCUGCACACACCACUACACCAGGCAUCAGGACUCAGGCACCACCAGAGAAAUGGUGGAUGAAAAGUUGAACGCUGAUCAGUAUCAGUGUCACAGUGAACAUCCUGCGUCCAUCGUAGACUGAAUCAUUUCAUGUUGUUGUCAUAAUGUGAUUUUAAAUACACGGCUAUAACACGAA
Amphibalanus amphitrite is the source of this 1476-nucleotide messenger RNA. RefSeq names its product apolipoprotein D-like. Bases 369 to 1004 code for a protein of 211 amino acids. Gene Ontology annotation, molecular function: pigment binding. The transcript is spliced from 6 exons. Gene Ontology annotation, biological process: symbiont-mediated perturbation of host defenses. The record is from RefSeq and is a predicted model, not a curated record. NCBI's taxonomy places the organism in Eukaryota, Metazoa, Arthropoda, Thecostraca, Balanomorpha, Balanidae.